AUGGCGCCAUCGUCCAAUGUGUACAACCAGCGGACCAACUCCAACCGGGUGCUGGUGCGCCGCGUCGCCUCCGAGCCAUGGGGCCUACUGGACUGGGACACGAGGCGUCGCUGGCGCCUCAAAGGAAUCAUGCAGACGGAGCCCAACCUGUCUACCAGGCCAGCUGCACCGCAAAAGCCUCCGAGUGAGGCGAAGCCAGCUUCUUUGCAAGAAAAGCCUCCCACUUUGACCAGGUCAGCGGCUUUGACGGAAGAUGGUGGCGUGGUCAGGGGUGUACUAGACGAUGUCUAUCAAAUCUGCGUCGAUUGGCCUGCUGUGACAGCGCAAGAGUGA
Aphanomyces astaci is the source of this 333-nucleotide messenger RNA. RefSeq lists its product as hypothetical. NCBI's taxonomy places the organism in Eukaryota, Oomycota, Saprolegniomycetes, Saprolegniales, Verrucalvaceae. The transcript has a single exon. The coding region runs from base 1 to 333 and encodes 110 amino acids. The record is from RefSeq and is a predicted model, not a curated record.